Messenger RNA from Epinephelus fuscoguttatus (brown-marbled grouper), 4077 nucleotides. RefSeq names its product ribonuclease inhibitor-like. The coding region runs from base 20 to 598 and encodes 192 amino acids. The record is from RefSeq and is a predicted model, not a curated record. NCBI's taxonomy places the organism in Eukaryota, Metazoa, Chordata, Actinopteri, Perciformes, Serranidae. Gene Ontology annotation, molecular function: protein binding. The transcript has 4 exons.
ACAUCUGAUUGUUUUAUUAAUGAUUUUUAUCUACAUCAUUUAUUCUUUAUUCAGACUGAGGAACUGCAGUUUGUCAGAGAUCGACUGUGUUUCUCUGGCCUCAGCUCUGAAGUCCAACCCCUCCCAUCUGAGAGAGCUGGACCUGAGUGUCAACGACCUGCAGGAUUCAGGAGUGAAGCAGCUGUGUGAUUUUCUGGAGAGUCCACACUGUAAACUGGAGACUCUGAGACUGAGUGGCUGCAGUUUGUCAGAGAUCAGCUGUGUUUCUCUGGCCUCAGCUCUGAAGUCCAACCCCUCCCAUCUGAGAGAGCUGGAGCUGAGUGACAACAACCUGCAGGAUUCAGAAGUGAAGCAGCUUUGUGAUUUUCUGGAGAGUCCACACUGUAAACUGGAGACUCUGAGAUUGAGGGACUGCAGUUUGUCAGAGAUCAGCUGUGUUUCUCUGGCCUCAGCUCUGAAGUCCAACCCCUCCCAUCUGAGAGAGCUGGACCUGAGUGAAAACUUCCUGUAUGAUUCAGGAAUGAAGCUGCUGUGUGAUCUGAAGGAGAGUCCACACUGUAAACUGGAGACUCUGAGAUGGGAGACAACUGCAGUUUGAUAAACUGGACGGUGGACGUGUUGAGAGGAUCAGCUGUGUCCUGAUGAUCCAGAGGGAGACUCUGACUGGACCAUGUUACUGGGAGGUAGAGUGGAGAGGAGAGCUUCAUCCAGCAGUGACUGACAGGAAUCACAGGCGGAGAUGACUCUCAGUGCUGCAGCCUGAACUGCUCUGAGAUCAGCUCCACUGUCAGACACAAUGUGAAGUCCACCAUCAUCCCUGUGUGUUCCUCUGGAUCUGACAGUAUCGUCAUCAGUGUAUCAAUGACUGCUCUGUCCUUCUACACUGAAACUCCUGCACUCCUCCUGCUCUGCACUCAACCACGUCCUCCACCCUCCACCUGGACCUCAACUGAAUCUGACUGUAGAUUUUUACUCUUAAUGACGGCAUGGGGUCGGACUGGGAGCAAAAUUCGGCCCUGGCAUUUUUCAUCUGGACAUUUCACAUUUUGCAGUUUUCUCCUUUAACAAUUUCAUUUAUAUUUUAGACUCAACUCUGCUCUUUCUGUCUUUAUUUCAUUUGUUUCUUUCUGCUUCACUUCUGACACCACAUGGACAGAACCACUUGAAGGGGUGGGGGAGAUGACAACAGUCCGUACCACUGCACCUGCCUUUCAGAAUAGGUAGUGUGUUUUGGGGCCGUGUAACCUCUGCUCAGAUGAGCUGUUCCAACAUCAAGUCAGCCAAAACCAGCAGGUCCAUUUAUUCCCCACUUUGCUGGUGGUCCAGUCCAUUUGGCGUUUGCCAGAAUUGCCAGAUUACCAGUCUGAGCCUGUCUCCACACUGUUAGUCUGGCUCUCUGGAUGUGGACUGUGGCUAUCAGCCUGCCAUGGGGCGGCUGAUUACAGCCGUCAUUCUCCCUACCUUUAACUGUCUGCGUGUUAGCGUUUCCACAUCCCCUUCACUACAGGAAACAACAACAACCUGCGAGCUAACAACUUACACACUGAAGAUGGCGAGUUGUGUCAAAGAUUUGGAUCGUGCAAUAAGGCGUGUCUGCUUUGUUGUUUCAGGGAAUUGUUUUAAAAAUCUACAACAAAUCAAACAACUUGUGAACGCACCUCAGAAAAGCCCCGACUCCGUCUUGCAGGACUAUCAUGCCUGAUGUGGAUCUGUUUCCUGACUCGGCCAGUCAGAGUUGAUAUGUCACAUCUUGUAACUCUGGCAGCAGCAUGCUCCAGUCACCGUGACUUAACUAAUGUACCGACCCGUUCCACUUCACAGGAGCUUCUGUGUUACUGUUGUCAUGACGAUCUGCUGGAGCCACAUUCAGCAAAUCAUCUGUGGUUUUACCCGCUGAGCUCCUCCAGAGCUGAAUAUCGUCAGGCUUCACCUCCACAGCUCUUAUUCUUAUUCUUGUCUUUAUUCUUUGGAUGUAUAUACUGUAGUAACCGUUAUAGCACAAUACGUAUUUUAUAUUUCUGAAUGUAACACUAGUUUAUACAGUGUAGUGUACCACAGUGCACAUAUCUGUAUAUUUUUACACACUCACAGACUCAGCACACUGAAGAUAUUUUAUUCUUACUAUCUUAAGCACUAGUGUUAAACAUUGUUAUUUCUAUUUUAUUGGAUUGUAUUACUUUAUAUUCACAUACUUCUAUUUCAUCCUCCUAUUUUUACUUAUAAUUCUUUAGUCUUUACAUCAGAGCGGCUGUAACGAAUCACAAUUUCUCCUCGGGGAUCAAUAAAGUAUUUCUGAUUGUGAAAGGUGAAUCACACAGUGACAUACGACUGUUAAUAAGGAUCGGAGGCCCACGUUAUGAUAUGAUCAAGAUAUAAUAUUAUUGUCAUUUUAAAUGUUUUGCGAUACGCUGAGUAUUAUGAUAACAUUUAUGUUCCAUAAAGUCACCCCACAGCUCGAUAUGCAGACACUUUUCAUUGUUGUUCGAACUUUUUGUUUUGUAAGAUUUAGGUCUCCCCUUAGAUUAUAACCUCUCUCCCUUUCUGUGAACAUUUCCCGCCAGUAGGUUAUUUCUUGCUUUGUACAUUAUUAUCGCUGUUUUGAACAAACAGUGGGUUUGUGUGUUCUCUGUAUCCCGCCUUGUUUAUUGUUCUUAUUGCUCUUUUCUGUAUUGUGCAUAUUGGCUGUAGAGUGCUUUUAUAGAUGUUUCCCCAGACCUCCACACACUAUGACAGAUAUGGUAAAUACAGUGAACAGUAUAGGGUGUGUAAUGAUUUGUGAUCCAGAAUGUGUCUUGUUUUUCCCAGUAUUGCAGUGCACUUUGCCAGUUUUGAUCGUAUGUGGCUGUCAUGAGAUUUCCAGCUGAUUUUGUGGUCCAGGAUCACCUAGAAAUUUUAUUUCAUAAACUUGUUCAUUCAUUCAUUCAUCUUCUAACCGCUUCAUCCUCUUGAGGGUCGUGGGGGGGGCUGGAGCCUAUCCCAGCUGACAUCGGGCGAGAGGCAGGGUAUACCCUGGACAGGUCGCCAGACUAUCGUAGGGCUGACACAUAGAGACACACAACCAUUCACGCUCACAUUCACACCUAUGGACAAUUUAGAGUUACCAAUUAACCUAGUCCCCAGUCUGCAUGUCUUUGGACUGUGGGAGGAAGCCGGAGUGCCCGGAGAGAACCCACGCUGACACGGGGAGAACAUGCAAACUCCGCACAGAAGGGCUCCUACGCCCGGGAUCGAACCGGCAACCCUCUUGCUGUGAGGUGAGAGUGCUAACCACGACACCACCGUGCCGCCCAUAAACUUGUUCUGUUUUUAUAUUAUUUAUUGUCAGUUCUACUUUGAAAUCAGGUUUAUUUUUUUUCCAUUUUUUUCCACAAGUUUUGUUUUGCUUAGAUUUAAUGAUAAUUUAUUUCUGUCAAACCACAGUUUUAGAUGGCGCUCUCUGUUCAACAAAGGGUUACAGGCACACUGGACUGUCCUUGAGCUGUUUUCUUUAAACCAAGAGCGCCAUCUAGUGGGCUCAGAAAAUAAAUCAUUACAUUUCAAAAACUCAUAACUUCUCUAUCUGGACAAAAGUAUGUGGACAUCCUCACACAGCAAUGGUGGGAUGGAACUAAGUACUGUACUUGAGCUACAUUUUGAGCUCCUUGUACUUUCCAUUGACUUUAUACUUUUAUUCCACAUACCUUUCACCAUCUGUACAUCUUGUCAGGUUUUUGAUGAGCUUUACUUUAAUAUUUAAAUCUAGCAGUGCUUUGUUCCCUCAUCUUGAGUCAUCUGAUCAUUUGAGUCUGAUUUUGAAUGUUUGCAUUGAGUUGAUCAAUAUUUAAUAAAGCAGGUAUUUCCAUGAGCACUCAGUGAGUUUAAUAAGUUCAUGUCAGAUCCUUGUUGUCUUGUUGUGUUCUGUGUACGUUUCUGAGACUUUUCUGAGCAGCACUCUGGACUCUGCGUGUCCACCAUUCAGCUGGAUUAUCAUAUUCAUAUUUCAGAUGAGAACAGAGGUGAGAAACAUAAAGUGUGUUCAUAAAGUCAUGUAUUUCCCUCUGUGUGAUGUGACUCUGAGCUGCAGACCAAGAGUCACAA